Molecule: messenger RNA, 1972 nt
Organism: Nymphaea colorata (pocket water lily)
Lineage: Eukaryota; Viridiplantae; Streptophyta; Magnoliopsida; Nymphaeales; Nymphaeaceae
Product: cytochrome P450 72A15-like
Exons: 5
Coding region: 161-1729 (522 amino acids)
Molecular function (GO): oxidoreductase activity, acting on paired donors, with incorporation or reduction of molecular oxygen; monooxygenase activity; iron ion binding
Source: RefSeq, a predicted model, not a curated record
CUAUAAAUACAGGCCGAUCACCACGCUCUGUACACCAGAAACCUUAUCACUUUACGAUAAAUUGAGAGCCUCGCUAGCAGUUGAUACAAGAGUCUCUCUCUCUCUCUAUCACUUUCUCUCUCCCCUUCUGUGUAUGUGGUAGCAGAAGGAGGGGAGUGAGAUGGAGAUAAUGGGGAGUGUGAGCGGCUUGUUGUUGGCAUCCACUGCCCUUCUUCUUUCAUGGGGUCUGUUCAGAAUAAUCUACGCAGUGUGGUGGAAGCCCAUGCGGCUCAAGCAGUUCAUGAAGAAGCAAGGCGUCGAUGGCCCUCCAUUCGAGCUCAUCUUCGGCAACGCGAGGGAGACCAUGCGCACAUUCUUCCAGGCUUGGGCCAAACCCAUGAGCCUGUGUCACGAUAUAGUGCCCCGGGUCCUCCCAUUCUUUCAUGACGUUGUCGAGAAAUACGGGAGAACAUGCUUGGUCUGGUACGGGAACAUGCCGGUACUCAUCGUCAUGUCACCUGAUCUGGUGAAAGAAGUUCUGACGAAUAAAUUUGGACAGUAUCCCAAGACACCACCACCACCAUCAAUGACGGCCCUUGUCACAGGGCUGGUGGCCCUUGAAGGUGAGAAGUGGGCAGCCCACAGGAAGAUCCUCAACCCAGCAUUUCAUCUGGAGAAACUGAAGGGGAUGCUGCCGACGUUCUCGCUGAGCUGUGAACAGAUGGUGCAGAGAUGGUCGGAGCUGAUAGGGUCCCAAGCUUCCCGUGAAAUGGAUGUGUUCGAGGAGCUUCAGAGUCUUACUGAAGAUAUUAUCUCCAGGACCGCGUUCGGCAGCAACUUUGAAGAAGGAAAGCGACUGUUCGAAAUCCAGAAAGAGCAAGCUAAAAUAGGCUUCGAAUCUCUUUGGAAAAUACAACUCCCUGGUUUUAGUUACCUUCCAACGAAGGCAAACAUUAGGAAGAAGAAGCUAAAUGAUGAUGUGACCAGCAUCCUGAGAGGCAUGGUGCAGAGAAGGAUCAAGGAGAUGAAAAUGGGGAGUCCAAAGAAAGGUGAUAUGCUGGAGCUGCUGCUGGAGUCCUGCAACUAUAACGAUGUCCAUGAAGAAAAGGGGAGCUUAAAGAAGAUGGGGAUGUCCAUAGACGACGUGAUAGAGGAGUGCAAGUUGUUCUAUUUUGCAGGCCAGGGGACUACAGGGGUGACCUUGACCUGGACCAUGGUUGUGCUGUCCAUGCAUCCUGAGUGGCAGAGCCGUGCAAGAGAGGAGGUCCUCCAAGUCUGUGGAAAGGGAGCUCCUACCUUCGAUCAGUUGAGCCAACUAAAGAUUGUUACCAUGGUUCUGUAUGAGGUUCUAAGAUUAUAUUCUCCAGUGGUGAUGCUAAGCAGACAUGCUUCCAAGAGAAUGCAGUUGGGACAUCUCGACAUUCCAGCAGGAGUUCAGCUGCUACUGCCACUGCUGUUCAUGCAACAUGAUCCCGAACUGUGGGGUGAAGAUUCAAAUGAGUUCAAUCCGGAGCGGUUCUCCGAAGGCGUCGCUAACGCCGCGAAGCAUCAAAUGGCCUUCUACCCAUUCGGCUGCGGGCCGAGGAUCUGCCUGGGAUAUACUUUCGCGAUGAUGGAAGCGAAGAUGGCAGUGGCCAUGAUUCUGCAGCAUUUCUCCUUUGAGCUCUCACCUUCCUACAUUCAUGCCCCCUGCCCUGUUAUGACUCUUCAGCCUCAGCAUGGAGCUCCUCUUAUAGUGCACAAACUCUGAUCUCUUUCUUCAGAAGCUUGUUCUGGUGUAUUCAUAAUUGUACCCACUUUUCAUGUGGAUUGUCCUGUGCAAAGCAAUAUUGAAGAUGUUGGGCUAAAAUAUCGUUGGAUCAAUAAGGAUUUCUUCAGGUUUAUGAGAACAAAGGUUCGGGUGGAUGCUUGUAUUAUGUGGAUGAAUGCUAUAAUGCAUGCUAAGAUGUUCGACAGAGCUUUGAAUUGAAGAAGGUCAAGAGUUCAAUACUCA